Messenger RNA from Psylliodes chrysocephalus, 1929 nucleotides. The record is from the annotation of a GenBank genome assembly. Lineage: Eukaryota; Metazoa; Arthropoda; Insecta; Coleoptera; Chrysomelidae.
GAUUUAAACGAAAAUAUAGUCGACAACAAUUUGGAAGAAAACCCGGAUGCUCAUACUAUGAUGAUGACUUUAGAGCAAGAACCUAGAGAGUUGGUACACGGUAAUAUGGCAAAUUUUAGCACUGUCAGUACCUCAUCUCUGGAUCCCAUCAAUCAUGAUCCAUCUUCGUUAGUAAUGCCAAAUAUUCACAGUGAUUAUCAUCCUACUGAAGAAGACUGUGAAUCUGAUGACUUAUCUAAUAAUGAAGUAUUAUUGCUCACGAUAAUACCACUAAAAAAGCAGUAAAGCGACUACUGGGUAUCAAUACUAAGAAAAGUAAUCAAAAACUAAGGGAAAAAGGAAAAAAAAUAUUUGGGAUAUCGAAGACCAGCAAACCAAACAAAUACCUUCCACGAUACACAGAAAGAGGAGAGUAAAUUGGGACCAACAUGUACCUCGACGUUUUGUGCUAGAUCUAAAAACAGAAAAUGUCAUCUAAAGAUGUAAGACAAGAGAUGUUUUCAAAAUUUUGGGAUCAAAGAAAAACAUUACGGUUACCAAAGAAAGUCCAAAACAACGUAAAACUGAAAAUAAAGAAGAAGACUUAGUGGAAAACUCAGAUAUACCCUGAAAGCUGGUAAAGAAAACAUCCCCGUCUGCAAGAAAAUGUUUUUGUCCACACUUGGUCUUCAUGAAUGGCAAGUUAAUAAUUGGGUUGCUCGCAGUAAAUAUGGGAUAAAUGAAUACAAAGAAAAACAGAUAAAAUCAAAAGGAAUCUCAAGGUCUUUUCGGGUUCCCAAUGAAUUCAUGAAUUCAUUUAUAGACAACCUGAAUAAAUUGCCUUCGCAUUAUUGUAGAAAAGAUACUAAUAAAAUGUAUUUAGAGCAGUCAUUAACGACAAUUACUGAGCUUUACAAAGUGUCCGCGAAGGAAUCAAAUGAAACGGCAAUGAGCCAAAAUUCCCUGACCAAAUUGUUAAAAAACAAAAAUAUCUCACUCUAUAAGCCAAAGAAAGAUGAAUGUGAUACUGUUGUCAAUACCUUACCGAAGAAGAGAGGCAGAAACACCAACAACAAAAAGAUAGAGCUAGAGCGGGAAAGGUAAAUGACAAGGAAGAAAGUUUAAGAGGAGUUAAGCAUGUUGUGACCAUGGAUCUCCAAGCCGUAAAAGUGUAUCCCUCAAUAGUGCUGUGUAUUUCAAAACAAAACUCUGUGUCCAUAACUUUACGGUGUGUAAUCUUGCAACGAGACAGUGUACAUGUUACUGGUUUGACGAGACCCAAGCUGAUUUAGAAGCAUCCACAUUUGCAUCACUUGUGGACUACAUACGAAGACACUUAAGUGAUGGAAAACCCAUUAUUAUUUACUCAGAUGGUUGCACCUACCAGAAACAAAAUAGUGUUAUGUCCAAUGCACUUUUAAAUUUAUCAAAGGAAUUUAAUAUUAUCAUUGAACAAACAUAUCUCGUCAAAGGUCAUACGCAGAUAGAAUGCGAUAGUGUACAUACUACCAUAGAAAGAAAACUACGUAAUAAAAAAAUUUUCCUUCCUGGUGAUUAUGUCCGAAUAACAGAAGAGGCAAGAUCAGAACCAAUUUUAAUGAUAAUUUGAUAUACUCGUCUAUAAGAUCUGGAAGAAAAGCCGGAGAUCCAAAUGUGGUUGAUAUGAGAGCCCUAAAAUAUACACCUGAAGGAAUAAUUUUUUACAAGCUUAAUUUUGAUGAUAAUUGUACACCACUGCCGCAAAGAAUAAAAUGAAAUGAGUCGAUUGUUUGUAAAGAAGUUUUUAAGAAACUAAAGAUUAAAAAAACUAAAUUUAAUCAUCUUCAAGAAUUAAAACCCGUAAUGCCUGAAGACUGUUGGGUUAUUUUACGAUAGCUUAACGCAUUAUGAAUAAUUUUAUUUUGUUUUGCUAUUUUUUUUUUCAGGUAUAGAGAUUUUAUUUAGUUGUAU